AUGCCUGAAAACUUCAUGAAGUAUGCAUUCUUGUUGCAGUUGAAGCCUCUCAGCAAUUAUUAUGUUACAUUCAUGAUGAACGAAUACGAUUUAGAGAUUGGUUUAGAUUAUUGCGGAUUGUAUAAUAAUAAAGAAUCCUUUUUAAUUUAUUUCGAUCAAAUUAACGACAUUAACAAAUGCUUUAUUAAUUCAGCGAGGUUCGAUAUUCCAUCCUUGCUCGAAUACUUCCUUUCACAUGGUUCAAAUAUCGUAUGA
Molecule: messenger RNA, 255 nt
Organism: Trichomonas vaginalis G3
Lineage: Eukaryota; Parabasalia; Trichomonadida; Trichomonadidae
Product: spectrin binding
Exons: 1
Coding region: 1-255 (84 amino acids)
Source: RefSeq, a predicted model, not a curated record